CGCCUGCGCCGUGGGGCGCGCCGCCGUCCCCGCGUCCCUUCGGCAGUUUCCGCGCCACCGGCCUGAGGCAGCGGCGGCGGCGGCCAAGGAGGAGGCGGAGGCUCUACCGGCGUGUGGAGCGAACGAGGCUCCGGUCCGCCUCUCGGGGGCGAAGAUGGCGGAGGGGAACGGCGGAGGGGCGCCUCCCGGGGUCGCCACGCCGCCUCCCUCGACCCUGAAGGGGCUGCGGGAGCAGAUGGUUGCUGCGGCCCAAGCAUUAGCCGAAGAAAGAAGGAACCAAGGAGGGGUUAGCACUGUUUCACUCCAGGCCCCAAUUAGCACAAAAGCAAAACCAGUGCUGGAUGGUUCUCUCUUGAAGUCAGAAGAACGGCAAAGAUUGGCUCGGGAACGUCGAGAAGAGCGGGAGAAACAGCAUGCUGCCAAAGAAACCCAGAUCCUGGAGAAGGAGAAGAAAGCGAAGCUGCAGUACGAAAAGCAAAUAGAAGAGAAGCAGAAACGGCUGAAGGAGCAGAAGCUGAAAGAGCAGCAGAGAAGGGCUGCGGUGGAGCAGAAGCGGAAACAGAAGAUCGAAGAGGAAAAAGUGCAUUACGAAGCGGUGGUCCAUCGAACGUUGGCACGCAGCCAGCGGUUGGAUUCGCGACAGAAACGGUGGUCGUGGAGCGGGUCGGUGACAGACACCAGCGGGAAGGCAGAAGCCCCCGCUGUAGCUGAAGCCAGCAAGCGCUCUGCAUCAGCACUCAACCUCAAACAGCCCGAAACGCCUCUCCACAAGCGCCUCUCCUCCUCGGCAGCGCUUCUCAAUUCUCCCAGCGUAGGCGCAGCUAAAAGGAGCUCUUCCCUAAACAGGCUGAAUAACAAAGGAUCUCUGAGUUCGGAGCAAGGACUACUCAACGCUUCACAAGCAGAGCAGAAAGGAGAACCGGAGAAGAAACGGAGUUCAUCGUUGAGCAGAAUGAGCAAUAAACUUCCCGAAAUAGAAAACGUACAGAAAGAAGAAAAAGCAGCUCGCCGUUUGGCCGAGAACACUUCCGUCAGCCGCCUGCUCACCCCCACCCAGGCCUCUCUAGCCAGGAGUAAGAGCGCAGCCACCUUGUCUGCUGAGGGCAAAGAUCCCGCAGCUUCCGUCAGCUCCCCAGCCCACCUCCCCAAAGUGCCAUUACGUAGCCGCAGCACAGACCGGUUGAAGGGAGCGGCUUCCUCCUCCGAACACGCCCCGUCGGAAUCCACACAGAAACCUGAGCCAGCCAAGCAGCCCCCGUCUUCCACAGGGAGGAGAGCGCCUUCCCCGUCUCUGCCUGGCUCCAGGCGCUCCAUCUCACCCGGGAACGUGGGGAAGCUCCCUCCGUCUCCAGCAACAAUAAGACGCAGGCCGCAGCAAUCUUCCACAAAUGUCUCACGGCAGCGGCCAUCCUCACCCAUGGCGGUCCCUAAACCGGCCCCGAUUCAGCGCCCACCCCUCACCCUGAACGUCCUCGGCGUCACCAAAAAGAAGAGCGAGGUGGAGAGCAGUGCGGCUCCCCAGGAGCAGGAAACCACCGGGCUCCCCUCGGAGAAAGAAUCGCCCGCCGGACUGCCUAAAACCAAAGAAGAUGCGAGUGGCAAAACUCUUCCAGGGACCACAACUGCUGAAGAAGCAUCGAAGAUCUUGGCAGAAAAACGCCGCCUUGCCCGGGAACAGCGAGAGCGUGAAGACCAGGAAAAGCUUCAAAGAGAAGAGGAAGAAAGAAUCCGGAAGGAGGAGCUGGCCAGCUUAGCCCAGGAAAAGCAGGCGCAGGAGGAGGCCGCCCUCCGAGAGAUGGAGGAGCUGAAGAGAGCAGAAGAAGAGGAGCAGCAGCAGCUGGCCGAGAAGGAGCGGAUUCAGAAGGAGCAGGAAGAGCAGGAGAAGCUGGUGGAGCUUCAGCUGCAGCGGGAAGAAGCCGAGGCAAAGGCUUUCGAAGAGGCCGAGAAACAGCGGCAGGAACGGGAGCGGAUUAUGCAGCAGAACCUGCAGGAGAGGAUGGAGAGGAAGAAGAGAAUCGAAGAAAUUAUGAAGAGGACGCGGAAGGCCGAGCGAAGCGACGCUAAAAAUGAAGACAAGUCGAAUGAGGAAGAUGAGGACACUGAAGAAGAGGAAGAGCAGGGUCUCGAAAAGCAAGAUCAGCCGGAAAAGUCCAAAUGCGAGGACCCCUCCCUUGAAGACAGCCCGGAGGCCUUGUGCCGUUUCACUUUGCUGCACGAAGGCUCGAAAAUGGGAGCGGACGACGUCUUCCUCAAUGGGAACAAGCGGGAGGAAGAGGAGGAGAGGAGUGAGGAUGGGCCCUCCCUGUAUUUCGGCCAGUCAGUAGAAACCAGUAUUCCAGCCAAAGGACCAGUCAUCGAGAACUCGGAAAUCCUGCAGGUGAACGAAGCCAACCGCCCCGUGGCGUUCAUCCCAAAUUUCAACGGAAAAACUUCCGCGUGGGAUUUCGAAGAAAUCAUUGAUCUCGGGGUGCAUCCUAAGACAGGCAGGCUGAGUUCGGAGAGUCUCGCGGCUGAUGUGCCCGGCCAGAAGUUCAGAGACGGCCCUCCGUUACCGGCAAGCCCAAAGCUGGCGUUUGAGGAGGACGGUGGCAUGAAUCCCUUGACCAAACCCAUCGAGGCGGCAUCAGACCUGUGAACACUACAACCCCGGAAGGCUCCUGGUGGCUACGCAGGGAUGCGCGGGGCUCCUCCCGGCGGGAAUGUCUCGGUUUGGAAAAAGAAAAAGCUGCUUGUCGACUUCACCUCCACGUUUCUCUCCGCGUCACCCGCAACAGCCCCCCCCCCCAAUCGGCCGAUCCGGCGUUGCCCCUCGAAGCAUCGCAAAGCAGGAAGGGGGGGGGGGGCAGGAGUUAUGUCACUGUUGCUUUAUCCGCACUCUUUAAACAAGAUUUUUGCUUUUUAAAAAUGAAAUAACCUCUUGUUCUCCUUUGGAUGUAAUGUUCUGUCUGUUAGCUGUUGGUCCUUAAUAUCCCUUCCUGUUUUCGCCCGUAAACACAGCGGCUUGUAACCGGAGACACUUAACAAGCUAGCUAUUCACCCAGGAUGCCCCCGUCUGCAAGGUUAACCGCGGUUUAAUCCGAUGUAUAUUUAAACAAAAAACAAAACCCGGAGCCAAUGUCAUGCGCUUGUUGCUCCCUCCCUCCCUUUCAUUGUUUCGAGGGAGCGACGGUUACUUCGAAUUUAACUUGAAUAUCUGAAAACGUAGCACCUCACUCUAGAACGAGUCCAUUUUGGGGUCAGAUCAUUUCUCAGCUUAACGACAAAAAAAAAAUGGACGCCAACCUCUUGAUUGUCUCUACCAACACUUGAAAACCAGCGCUUGUUCCGGACGGACGGGGGAUUUUUUCAAAACUCAACAGGGCCCCCCAAAGUCGGACAGCGCUCCAUUCUGUUGCCUUACGCAGCUCUCCCCCACCCCUCUCCUCAGUGUUGCAAGGGGGGAGGCUCGAUGGAGACCACUCCCCGCAAAGUUCGGCUCACCAGCAGGAGGUGGGUGUGAAGACCAGCCCCCUAAGACCCCCGGGGGGGGAUGGUGUUUGUGCAGGGUGCAAGGAAGGAGUCCUCCAGCUGCAGAAACCCCCUCCCAGACCGCCUGAUUUUAGAGGGCCCCAGAAUAUCUUGCUUUAUUUAUCUAUUUUUAUUCAUGGAUGCGUGGCCUUCAGUCGAGCCGUGCUGUGGUUUUCUUUUUCAAGAUACCGCACACCGCAGCGUCCCCCCCCGUCCGGUUUACCAAACCGGGUGCCCCUCAGUUUGCGGGCGUGGCAGGGGUGGGAGAACAAGCCUCGUGGAAAACCCACCCUGAAAUUCAUAGCAGCCCCAGCCAGGAAUUCUUGGCAGCCCACCCACCCACCGCCGGUCCCAUUGGGUGGGUCGUCGUUCCAAACGGUUAAACCAUCCCGCGGUUCGACAUUGAACCUCCCCGGACCUGUUAAGUAUUAUAUUUGUGUGUGAGAACACGAUACCAGUAUUAAACCCUCGGAAGGUGCUCGUUCCUCUCUGGGCCGUGUGAAUUGCACUUCUAGCUUUAACUCACCGCUUGCCUCCAGCCGUUUGAAGCUGAGGCUACUACGUGUUCAGCCCAGCGGCUCGGUUUAUUAUUAUUAUUAUUUUUGCCUAGCAAAAGAAGGAAUGAAGCUUUCUGCAAACACGUAGAAAGGAGAACGGUCUUAGACCCACGUCCUGCUUCUCUCCCCCCCCCCCCCAAAUUCCCAAUCUCUUCAAAGAACUGUUCUCACGAAACGACUGUGAUUUCCCCCCCCCCUCUCAAACCCUUUCUUUGCAAGCCUGCUCCUCAACCUCUUUUCAAGCCCAGAUGUUCCCCGUGGAACCGUUUCUGGGAACGCACACAACCUGGGGAGGGUCCCUCCCCAUUAAAUUGCCCAAGCCAGUCUCCUCCUUGCAGGCUUCCCCCCCCCUACCCCGCCCCCGGAAUCGCCAAGGUUUUAGAAUGAAUUUCCCCCAUAGAGCAGUGCCUUAGGUGGAACUAACACAUAUUAUUUUUAUACGACAUCUUUAGGAUCCCGACAAGAGACAAUCGUUCUAACAUGCAUGCAAUGAUGACGCUCCUGUUUUUUUCCGCGCAAACUGAGGCCCGUUGAAUGCUUUGUUAGUUGUAUGUAAAUACGUAUGCACUGUUAAUAAACUUUGCAAUUGGAAGGG
Thamnophis elegans (Western terrestrial garter snake) is the source of this 4659-nucleotide messenger RNA. It is a transcript of the gene MAP7D3, whose product is annotated as MAP7 domain containing 3. Bases 155 to 2635 code for a protein of 826 amino acids. Gene Ontology annotation, biological process: microtubule cytoskeleton organization. NCBI's taxonomy places the organism in Eukaryota, Metazoa, Chordata, Lepidosauria, Squamata, Natricidae. The transcript is spliced from 21 exons. The record is from RefSeq and is a predicted model, not a curated record. Gene Ontology annotation, cellular component: microtubule cytoskeleton.